Naegleria lovaniensis is the source of this 1179-nucleotide messenger RNA. RefSeq lists its product as uncharacterized. Gene Ontology annotation, biological process: proteolysis. The coding region runs from base 1 to 1179 and encodes 392 amino acids. Lineage: Eukaryota; Heterolobosea; Eutetramitea; Acrasida; Naegleriidae. The transcript has 3 exons. Gene Ontology annotation, molecular function: serine-type endopeptidase activity. The record is from RefSeq and is a predicted model, not a curated record.
AUGAAACCUUCUUCAAAUCCCCAAACUCUGAAAAGCAAAACAUUUAUUUCAAGACUCGUUCUUGUAUUCAUCUUAUUAGAAGUCUUACCACUUUUCAAUUUCUCCUUCUUCUUCUUCAGUAGUAGGAGUACCAGCAGUACAUUGAAUCCUCUCUUCUUCAUACAUGCCAUGACUCUCAAAGUCUCUGUCCAAGGAGGUCAAAUCGUCAUGGACAGUCGUGAAUUUCCCUUCAUGGCCUCUCUCCAAUAUCAACCCUCUCCUCAACGAGAUCCCUACCAUCGAUGCGGAGGUACUAUCAUUGCCAAACGAUGGAUCUUAACGGCUGGACAUUGUGUCGUGCUAUCGGGUCAGGUCAUUCCCUCCAACAAGUUAUCCGUCAUGGUCGGUUCGUAUCGUUUAUCCACGUGUAGUUUGGAGGGUUUUAUGGAUGGUGUUUCUUCCUCACCUGGUUCUUCUUUAACCUCUAACAGGGAGAGCAUGGAGAGAACUACUACUGCUACUACUACUGGACGAACGACUCAAUUUCGGUUCUGGAAUUGUAUCCGAGCGAGAGUGAAACACAUUCAUGUCCAUCCUCGUUACAGUGAUGCCUUUGCAGCCAAUGAUAUAGCCUUAUUGGAAUUACAUGAAGAUUUACCUUGGACUUCUACCAUUCAACCCAUUGCCUUGACUUUGAAAAGACCUUCCUUUGAGACUCAACAUUUCGUGUUGGGUUGGGGUUAUUACAGUGGAGCGAAUCGGGUCUCUGACUUUCUGAGGAAGGGAAUGGUACCCAUUGUACCUGACUCGGCAUGUAAUGAGUUGAGAUUGGGAAUGUCCACAUCGCGGGGACAGACCUGUGCAGGAGCUGGAGAAGGAGUGGAUACUUGUGCUGGCGAUUCUGGUGGACCUUUGUUAUUCAUUCAACAUGGAAUUUAUACUCAAACUGGACUCACAAGUUAUGGUCCUGACAAGUGUGGAGUUCAAGAGUCAUACACGAAUCGAGGAGUCUAUACUUCGGUCGAUUUUCAUCAACAAUGGAUCAUGUCGUUAACGAAUUUGACAUCUUUUGGGAAUUUCACAAAAGCGGAUUUACAGCUCUUUGGAGAAGCAUGGUCGAGGCAUCAAUUGACGUUUUCACAAUGGAGUGUUAUUGGAGGAGUGACAUUAUUACUCUUGUGUAUGAUCUUGGCUGCUUGA